CCGACACAGAUGGCGGGAAGCGCCGAAUGGCUGCACGCCGACAUUUGGCGAGAUGUUCCGAUCACCGAGGUCCCGGAGAUUCUGCGGCAGCUUUACACACCGGUCGCUGUCCUGACAGACGUUGUAGAGCGCAUAGCCAGCUUGACGGAACCCCAGAAGCGGCAAUGCCAGCUCAUGAAACCCAAGCUAGAUCGGUUCAUCGUUUCGCCAAGGGACAGGCCCGUUCCUGUAAGCAUAAACGAAAAGCUCGAUGGCAUGAAAUACGAACCGUUUCGACGCCUAGCCUCGGACAAGGUGCGUUGGUCUCCUCCAGACAUCUUCCACAUGUCUUGGUUCAAGCUGUCGAUCCGGAACGUCUUUUUUGGGCGCAGAACAUUCAAGGACGUUUUGGACGUUGUUGGAGCAAGGCAUGCUUUGAACAUCUUAACUAGCUGCGUGUUGUUUGAGCGUAUUGGGAGCGACCAGUAUGUUCAGUGGACCGGCCCUCCGGCCUCAAAGAAGACCCUGAUGCCCUUGAAAAGACCGCCAAUGGCUUCGAAACCGUCGGGAAGUACGUCUUGGUCUACAUUGGAGCUCCGUACACUGAAAAAGCUGAAGAAAUACAAGAAGCGGACGAAGAGCGUGAUCUCAUCCGUGACCGAAAAAGACUUUCGUGAGUUAACUAAGAUAGACAUUGCCAGGAUCGUGUACGGUGCAAGCUGUGCGAAGAGGCUUCGGUCUCAAUACAUGCUAGGGUCACCUGCAAACGCGCAGAAUGCUGCGGCUCUUCUGGAGAAAAUCUUCUGUAAAGAACCGUGGAAGUCAUUAACGAGCGAACUACAGUCGCUGAAGGCCGUGCUGAGGAAUCUGCUGAAGAAGUACAAGAUUUGUAAUAGCGACGAGCUUCUGAACGAGCAUUGCAAAGUGCUAAAGUGGGAUCCUUACAUACUGUCAAUGUGGGACCUAUGUGACCACUGGAAUGAUACGAAGAGUGUUGUAGCUUUCCUCUACGCCUUCAUGUUACGUGUCAUUCCGGACGACAUUCUGGGUACAAAAUGCAACUGGCGCCGCUUACUCAAGAACUUGUCUUCUGUCCCGACUUUCGUGAAACAUGACGUCGUAACCGUAGCGCACUUCACUCGUGGAAUCAAGCUGAACCACAUCCCGUGGCUGCGGAAGGUGCAAGAUCAUGCGCUCAGAGAUCAGCUGAUGCACAUCAUGGUGGCGUGGUGCGUCAACAUGAUGCUUUGUCUAAUCAGAACGUUCUUCUACGUGACGGACACGAGGAAGACUAAACGGAAACUGCUUUACUACAGGAGAUCGACGUGGAAUGACCUGAAUAACACCUGGGUUGCCCGAAACGAGAUGAUGGUUCGCGAAGAGAAACCGAAUCCAGUCUUUCUUGGAAAGGGCCGUCUGCUCCCAAAAGACUCUAAAGACGUGCGACUGGUGGUGAAGAUGAAGAGAGACGAGAAGACAGCUCUGCUGCGAACAGCCAAGGUGUUAAUUGCGAGCCUCAAGGACGAAGAAGUGGAAGACCUGUUUACUCGCUGGAAGAAAUAUGUCGUCGCCUGGAAGGAAGCAGGGAAGCCAAAGAUAUUCUUCGUCAAGGGAGACAUCGAGGAUUGUUUCGGUUCACUGAAUCACGACAUAAUACUUGACAUAACGAAACGGAUAUUUCGAAGACACUCGGUGUCGCAGCUUGUCUUGAACUGCAUGCGUCUGCAAGUCCUUAAUAAAAAGCGUCUCGUCAGGACUCCGGUUCAGAUCCUUGCUUGGAGGACUCUCACCAAGCCUCUGAAGGACACUCGUCGCCGUAGCCUGGCUGUAAAGAUUCUAGUGCCGUUACUGUCAAUCACACCGUCCGAAGGCAAAGUAACCGAAAUCGUGCGGGACUACCUGAAACAGUUCUACGUCCAGCUAUGCGGGGAAACGUAUAAAAUCAUAAGAGGUGUGCCACAAGGAUGUAUACUCUCUGCUGACAUCGCCGACGUUUAUCUUCAAGAGCUGCAGCGAGAAUGCCUCUCACCGUACGUUCGCAGACCAACAGAUAUGCUGCUCCGAUCAAUGGACGACUUUUUUUUCGUGACAGAGAACAAAGACACUGCUGAAGGUUUCCUGAAGUGCUUCAACGAUAGCUUCAAGAAGUACGGCCUGUGGGCAAAUUCGUCCAAGAUAGAAACGAACCUUGCGAGCGACAGUUCCACGCCUCAACGCUUCGCUCAUUACUGUGGGUUCGCGUUCGACAGUGAGACUCUGGAAGUGUUUCAGGAUUUCGACAGCAAGUUAGAACCCUUAUACUGCGUAGGGCAUCGCAAUGCUCAACAAGGGUUAGGACUCUUGAAGUUCUUGGAGCCGUACAGCUUAGCCUUCUCUCCUCUGGAGUUAGACACGACGGUUAAUUCCGGUCCGCGGGUGCAGGAGAGUGUGACGCGACGCGUGGCCGAAAUGGCAGACCGCUUCUUCUGCGCAGUCAAGCAAAUGAAGUUUGUCAACGAAUUCUACGUUUCGAGGGUUCUUGUGGGCAUGGUGGAGAGUUUCCUCGCUCAGAUGGCUGGGUUCAAAAACAGUGGCUUUGUGGAACUGAAUUUGGACCUGGAUGACCUUAGGUGUAUUUUCGUGUUUGUCUUCAAGAACAAGACGCCGAAAAUGUAUAAGGACGUGCUCUUUACUCUGAAGAAGCGUCUUCUGCAGAUGAAGAAGAAAAGUGGACACCACAGGGUGAAAGAACUUGAACGUUUCGCCCAUAGGUGCUUGCUGCGACGUGCUCAAAGAAGGAUUGUGAGCGAUUCCAGGGGGCAAUCUCCCCAAAACGGCUGUGAGCGAUCACCAGAGCCUUCCUGUAUUACUCUCAGUUCGUGUGAUUCUCUUGAAGUCAUUGAUUUGGAUUGAAAUGGUAAACUCGAACCAGAUCCAAUACUGGCUCUCAAAAGCUUGAAAUGUCUCCUUUUACAGCGCGUUCAGGAAUCUAUCGUCGCAUGUUAAAACACAGUGCAAUACACAAACUUAGUCCACGCUAUGUGUUUCGUAUGUUAACGCAUUGCUUUGUAAUGUGCGCACUGCCCACAGCUCUACUGUAAUUUAAGUUGAUGCUCGUUAUUUCCUGUUCCGUAAAUAAAUUAUGUUCCGCACUGGAAACCUA
This is a messenger RNA of Ornithodoros turicata, 3121 nucleotides long. Its product is annotated as telomerase reverse transcriptase-like. Gene Ontology annotation, molecular function: telomerase RNA binding; telomeric repeat DNA binding. Bases 10 to 2871 code for a protein of 953 amino acids. Gene Ontology annotation, biological process: telomere maintenance via telomerase. NCBI's taxonomy places the organism in Eukaryota, Metazoa, Arthropoda, Arachnida, Ixodida, Argasidae. Gene Ontology annotation, cellular component: telomerase catalytic core complex. The transcript is spliced from 2 exons. The record is from RefSeq and is a predicted model, not a curated record.